AUGGCUACUAUUGCCAAAGCUCUCUCCCGUUUGACACUUCCUCCUCCAACCACCCAAAACACCCAUCAAGCUUCCACCUCUAGUGGUCUACCUUCUCAACCCCAACCUAACUCAAAGAGAAGCAUCAAUGCUAUCACCCUUAAGAGUGGCACCAAGUUGGAUGAGAUUAGUGUUGCGCCUACAAGUUUGAGUGAGAAAACCCACAAUGAAGAGGCGAGAGAUGAAGUAGAAGUGAUAAAAUAUGAGGAGAAAAAUGUUGCAAGAGGUGAGGAGGAACAACUUAAGACCAAAGAGCCAAAAAGGAAGAAUCCGCUUGAAGAGCCUAUGCCAAUUCCAUUUCCAACUUUGGCAAAGAAGGCUAAGAAGCAUAAAGACCUUGACCCCAACAUGGUAGAUAUUUUUAAGAAUGUUGAAGUCAUCGUCCCCCUCUUUCAAGCCAUUCAACAAGUGCCCAAGUAUGCCAAGUUUCUCAAAGAUGUUUGCACACAAAAGGACAAAAUUGGCGAGCUCAACAAAAGAUCGGUAGAUGAUUCUAUCUCUUCUCUAAUUCCUAAAAAAUGCAAUGAUCUCGGUCUAUGUUUGGUUACUUUUUUGAUUGGUGGGAUGAAGUUCCUUGAUUGUAUGUGUGAUUUGGGAGCGUGCGUAAGCAUUAUGCCACUCCCCAUUUAUGAGAGAUUGAACUUGCCACCCCUAAAAAAAUCUGGGGCGAGAUAUGUGUUGGCAGAUAAAAGUAUUGUAUCAGUUGUAGGGAUUGUGGAAAAUGUCCUAGUUAACAUCCAAUAA
Arachis stenosperma is the source of this 783-nucleotide messenger RNA. RefSeq lists its product as uncharacterized. The record is from RefSeq and is a predicted model, not a curated record. The transcript has a single exon. Lineage: Eukaryota; Viridiplantae; Streptophyta; Magnoliopsida; Fabales; Fabaceae. Bases 1 to 783 code for a protein of 260 amino acids.